GCUCUCCAAAAUUAUCAGAGUGACGUCUGGAUACUAUGGAGGUCGGCGGGUCAAUCCGUGCGUGACUCCGUGCGAAGCUGCCUUCCGGGGCGUGCUGCGCCUGUAUCUCGCACUGCCCCCGCGACUUCUCCACCGCGCCUCGUGCAGUGUCGCCAUCACCAAAUCGGAGGCUCAUUGGACGAGCCUCGGCAGCACUUCACGGCCGCUUUCUUAAGCGGGGCACUUCAUCUUCAGCUUCACGACACACCGCGAAGCGUUUACGCUCUAGAUCAGUCACGGUUCCAGGAAUCCGUCCAUCCUUUUGAAUUACCGGCCGGAAGCCUCUUGUACACUUCGAGCUCGCACUCCUACCCCGCCAUCAUCAAAGAACGAGCGCAACACAUUCACCAUGGGUGGCAAGUUCGAGCCUAAGGAGCCCGUCAACCUCGACCCGCCCAAGAAUGACCCCAUCUCCCUCGAGGAGCUCGCCAGGGCCAACGGUUCUGAGGGACAGAAGGCAUAUGUCGCCAUCAAGGGCAAGGUAUAUGAUGUGACUGGUAACAAGGCCUACCAGACGGGUGGUUCUUACAAUGUCUUCGCUGGCAAGGACGCCUCACGCGCGCUCGCCAAGACGUCCACAAAAGCAGAAGACGUCAAGCCCGAAUGGCAAGACCUGGAUGACAAGGAGAAGGGCGUCCUGAACGACUGGGACACCUUCUUCUCGAAGCGCUACAACGUCGUCGGCAUCGUGGAGGGUGCCACCAACACCGAGUAGAUCCGGCCUUUUUCUUUUCUCCAUCGACGAAUCUGAUUUAUUUGAGACAUCGU
Messenger RNA from Microdochium trichocladiopsis, 807 nucleotides. Its product is annotated as cytochrome b5-like heme/steroid binding domain-containing protein. The coding region runs from base 389 to 754 and encodes 121 amino acids. The transcript has 4 exons. The record is from RefSeq and is a predicted model, not a curated record. Gene Ontology annotation, cellular component: membrane; endomembrane system. Lineage: Eukaryota; Fungi; Ascomycota; Sordariomycetes; Xylariales; Microdochiaceae.